GUAUGUGCUGCCCAAAGUGCUCCAGACCACGGAGAGACGAUCAAAACUCGAAUAGCCGAUUCCAUAGACAGUACGAGACUUUGACGGCAUGGGAGCCGAGGCUAUCCGGCCCGCCGUGUUCCUCGUGCCGUUCCCGGCGCAGGGCCACGUCACGCCCAUGCUGCACCUGGCGCGCGCCCUCGCCGCGCACGGCGUCGAUGCCACGGUCGCCGUGCCGGACUUCAUCUACCGGCGCAUCGCCGGGACGAUGACCGUCGACUCCGAUGGUAGCACCACUGACGACGAAAGCGCCCGCGUGGCCCUAACGUGCAUCCCCAGCGGCGUCGUGGUUGAAGACGGCGACGAGCCCCCGGGGUUCGCCGACUUCGCGCACGCCAUGGAGCACCACAUGCCCGCGCACCUGGAGCGGCUGCUGGCGCGCGAGCGGGCCGCGACGGGCCGCCGGGCCGCGUGCGUGGUGGUCGACGUGCUGGCAUCGUGGGCCGUCCCCGUGGCCGCGCGGUGCGGCGUGCCGGCGGCCGGGUUCUGGCCCGCGAUGCUCGCCAGCUACCGCGUCGUGGCCGCCAUCCCGGAGUUCAUGGAGAAGGGGUUCAUCUCAGAAUCUGGUACCCCUCUCGACGACGACGAGAUCGGCCAGGAGCUGAUCCUCCCGGGAAAUGUGGAACUGCGGCCGGACGAACUGCCGUGGCUCGUAGGCGAUUCGGCCACCCAGAAGUCGAGGUUCGCGUUCUGGCGCCAGGCCUUGCACCGCGCAAGGAGCUUCCGCUCGCUCCUCGUCAAUUCCUUCCCCGACGAGUCCGGCAGCACUACCGUCGACGCCACAAACGACGGCCAGCUGCACUACCCAACGCGGAUUUUCCCCGUGGGGCCGUUGCUAGCGGCCGACGCCGAGGGCAACAAAUUAGGCGACGGGGCCGUGGCACCGAGCCUGCCGCCGCAACAACCGUGCAUCACGAAGAAGCAGCGCUCCAGCAUCAGCAUGUGGAAGGCAGACUCGACGUGCGUCAGCUGGCUGGACAGGCAACGUGCGGGGUCAGUGGUGUACGUCUCGUUCGGCAGCUGGGUCGGGCCGAUCGGGCCCGAGAAGGUCCGCGAGCUCGCGCUGGGCCUGGAGGCCACGGGCCGGCCCUUUUUGUGGGCGCUCAAGAAGGACCCUUCCUGGCGGGCCGGCCUCCCCGACCGCUACGCCGAGAGGGUCGCCGCCGCCGGCCGGGGCAAGGUGGUGGACUGGGCGCCGCAGCAGGAGGUGCUCACGCACGGGUCCGUCGGCUGCUACCUCACGCACUGCGGCUGGAACUCCACCGUCGAGGCCAUCCAGCACGGGGUGCGCCUCCUGUGCUGCCCCGUCUCCGGCGACCAGUUCAUCAACUGUGCCUACAUUACCGGGGUGUGGGAGAUCGGGAUCAAGCUCCGCGGCAUGAGCAGAGACGAGGUGAAGGGCUGCAUCGAGAGGAUCAUGGAAGGCAAGGAAGGGAGACACUUGCAGGAGAAGAUGGACGUGCUGAGGGAGAAAGUCCUGGCUGCUGAAGCCAGGUGUUUGGCACAGAGGAAAGUCAAGUCCUUCGUGAGCGAAAUUAAGAGGGACUACCGGUUGUCGAUGCAGAUGUAUAGCACAUUGUAGCGAUCAUUGUUCGUGUGUAUUGUAUUAACAUGUUGAACCAAACUAAGUGUAUUAUGAUUACUCAACUUGACAUGUCAGAUAUGAAA
Brachypodium distachyon (stiff brome) is the source of this 1707-nucleotide messenger RNA. RefSeq names its product UDP-glycosyltransferase 82A1. The transcript has 2 exons. The record is from RefSeq and is a predicted model, not a curated record. NCBI's taxonomy places the organism in Eukaryota, Viridiplantae, Streptophyta, Magnoliopsida, Poales, Poaceae. Gene Ontology annotation, molecular function: UDP-glycosyltransferase activity. The coding region runs from base 89 to 1621 and encodes 510 amino acids.